Messenger RNA from Harpegnathos saltator (Jerdon's jumping ant), 1256 nucleotides. RefSeq names its product cob(I)yrinic acid a,c-diamide adenosyltransferase, mitochondrial. The transcript has 3 exons. Bases 140 to 808 code for a protein of 222 amino acids. Gene Ontology annotation, molecular function: corrinoid adenosyltransferase activity. The record is from RefSeq and is a predicted model, not a curated record. NCBI's taxonomy places the organism in Eukaryota, Metazoa, Arthropoda, Insecta, Hymenoptera, Formicidae.
ACAGAAUAUAUAUAAUUCUUCAUGGCGGUGUGUUAUCACCUCUGUAUCGGUGUGUUACUAGCGGCCGACAAAAUUUCUAUAAAGGAAUCGUACGUAAAUUGAUUCAAUUCGUUUAAUCAACCGCUGCUCUACACGCAAAAUGGAAUUAAUCAGAAAUGUAUGGAGAAAGUCUACUUUUUUAUACAAGAGCGGUGUACAAGCGUCGCUGAGACACAGCACUACAUCAAAUGUAGCCGAGGUAGCGGUGUUUUCUCGAGAUGGUGAUUCCGGCUUGACUAUCACGGAUGCCGGAGACACAAAGCCAAAGGAUGAUAUAAUUUUUAAUGCUCUUGGAGCAACCGACGAAUUGUCCUCUUAUAUAGGACUAGCGAGAGAAUUUGCAUGCGAUGGAAAGAUUGAACAUCCAUAUGUCGAUAAACUCAAAAGAGUACAAAUGAUUUUGUUUGAUCUGAAUCAUGCCAUAUCAAAGUCUGUACCUGGGAAAACCAGAUCCUUUGAAAGCAAGCAUACCAAAGAUCUUGAAGAAUGGAUUCUCGAAUAUGCAAAUCAACUACCACCUCCAGAGGAUUAUAUCAUUCCAGGUGGUGGGAAAGCAUGUGCCUCCUUGCACGUCGCACGAACGGUAUGUAGACGUGCGGAAAGAAGUAUCACAACUCUGGUGCGAGACGGUGCUCUAGAUAAAGAGGCGCAAACGUAUUUGAACAGAUUAUCAGACUUCCUUCUAACAGUAUCACGUAUUGCAGCCAAAUGUGACCAACGCACGGAAAAUAUAUAUAUUCCGCGGGCAGAAGUAACCGAGGAAAAAUAAAAGGACUGAUUUAGAGAAUUUUGUAGGGUACACUUUUGCCUUUAGAAGUAUAAUCAAUAACCAUGUACACAAAUACAAAUAACUGUAAUGUAACUGGGUGUCCUAAUAUAUAAUAUAAUGAAUUAUCUCUGAGCUAAUAUCUGCCUAUAUAUGUUUUAUGCCCAUCAGACAUAAGACAUAACUAUGGUUUGCUAUUUUGCCAAAUUAAUUAAUAUACCUAUGAAAAUAUCACAAAUCUAUAGAUAUAUAGCAUAUUAUGUUCUUUUAUUUGACAAUAUUUUCAAACAAACAUUAAGAUUAGAGGGAAAAAAUAUAUUAAGAUGCUCAAUUGUAUCCUGAUGAAAAUAAUUGUUAAUUUUAUCAAUAACAGCAGUAUUUUAUAUAUACAGGAAAGAGAUACUGUUGUAUGUAGAUAACAUAAGUAAGAAAUUGUAAAUAUAAAUACAAA